Molecule: messenger RNA, 1785 nt
Organism: Vitis riparia (riverbank grape)
Lineage: Eukaryota; Viridiplantae; Streptophyta; Magnoliopsida; Vitales; Vitaceae
Product: mitochondrial arginine transporter BAC2
Exons: 2
Coding region: 526-1461 (311 amino acids)
Biological process (GO): transmembrane transport
Molecular function (GO): transmembrane transporter activity
Source: RefSeq, a predicted model, not a curated record
GCAAAUAAUGGAGGUGUGGUCACAUUCACACUCACGCUCACUUCUUAUGACAAAAAUCCAACCCAACAUAUCUCUUGACACCACUAUCUCCACGGGAAUUCUUAAUAAUAUAUGGUUCAAAUCCCCAUGAUUCACAUCCCCCUCUCUCUCUCUCUCUCUCUCUCCUCUUCUCUGUGGCGUCACCCGCCGCUCAAAACUAUCUGGGUUGGGCCGAUCAAAGGUGGGUUAACACUAGGCACACACCACCCAUUGGACCCACGUGGGCAGACACCCUUGGGCGUCUCUGAAAGUAGGACGUUGCCCAUUUCCCCUCACCACCCACAUCCAACAAAAUAGCACUGGAGGAUUUAGCCUUCUGUUUUCCUUUCCUUUCAUUUCAGGAGAAAAACCAGAAAAUAAAGCGAGGCAGAAACCCUCCAGGGUUGUCCAAAAGUUUCUCUCUUUCUGUGUGAGCUAUCAGGUGGUGGAGUAGGAAAGAAAAGGAAGAAUUGGGAAGUGGGGUUGGGGAAUGGGAGUGGGAGAAGAAUGGAUUUCUGGCCAGAGUUUCUUGCAAGCAGUUGGGGGAGGGAGUUUGUUGCAGGAGGGUUGGGUGGCAUGGCGGGCGUGGUGUCUGGAUACCCACUUGAUAGCUUGAGGAUCAUGCAGCAGCACUCGAGGAGUGGCUCCGCCAUGACCAUUCUCCGGAGAGUGAUAGCCACCGAGGGCCCUGGUGCUCUCUACAGAGGCAUGGGCGCACCUCUCGCUUCUGUCACCUUUCAGAAUGCUAUGGUUUUCCAAAUCUAUGCUGAUCUCUCAAGAGCAUUUGACCCGUCGGUUGCUGCCAAAGACCCUCCUUCCUACAAAGGUGUUGCUCUAGGAGGAGUUGGAACUGGGGCCAUACAGAGCCUAAUGCUCGCUCCUGUUGAGCUAGUUAAAAUAAGACUCCAACUACAGAGAAAAAACUAUGGAGAGACCCACCCAACAAACUGUUAUAAGGGUCCAGUGAGUGUCAUCAAAAGCAUAUGUAGAACAGAGGGUAUCCGGGGACUGUACCGAGGUUUAACCAUCACAGUACUCAGAGACGUGCCCUCUCAUGGAGUCUAUUUCUCGACCUAUGAGUACAUGAGAGAGCAGCUUCACCCAGGCUGCCGAAAGACUGGACAAGAAAGCUUAAGGACAAUGCUAGUAGCAGGAGGGCUAGCAGGAGUCGCGAGCUGGGUUUGUUGCUACCCUUUAGAUGUUGUAAAAACCCGAUUACAGGCUCAAUCAUCAUCUUCCCCACAAAAAUACAGUGGCAUUGUUGACUGUUUUGUGAAGAGUGUAAAAGAGGAAGGACAGGGUGUACUCUGGAGAGGAUUAGGAACAGCUGUAAGUAGAGCAUUUGUGGUCAAUGGGGCCAUUUUUGCUGCCUAUGAAUUUGCUCUUAGGUACUUAUGUAACAACAAUGGUCAUGGAACCAUUCAAACAGAGAACACAGGCUAGAAGACAAAGGGUCUUUUCUCACCAACGGGUAUCAUAGCUCCAUGAUGAUCAUUUCAUAGCAGAAGACAUAGGAAUAUUAUGAAGAGAUGGUUUAUACAUAGUCAUGAAGAAUUGGUUCACAUACUCAUUAAAGUUUUAUUCAUGCAAGAAAUUGAAUGAAUAAGCAACUUGGAGGUGUCAAAAAUCAGGUAUUUGGUACUCAGUUUCUUGUAAUAACCACAUCAAUGAUCAAACGAGUGGACCAAUAAUUUUUCAACCCAGUUCAUUAUAGGGGCUGUGGGUCAUCCAUCUAUUCGUUUUUCAAUAAAAUUGUUGUUUAUAGCA